AUGCAAGAAAUAUCAGAAGUUUUACAACACUAUAUCUUAUCAAAAUAUAAUACAAAGUUUCAACCUUUUUUCGAUAGUAGAGACAGUCACAUACAAAGAUCUCCAGAUCGUAUGGUUCAUCAGAAUGGUUUCUCUCGAUGCGGUUACCACAUCUAUCAUAUUAUUGAAAGGUAUGGUCAUAGAGAGUGUAUAAGUAAUCUAGCCUUGGUUUGUAAGAGAUGGUUUCGUAUUUUAAGAAUGUUGACGGCUCAAAAUGUAAAAGGUGUAUCGAUGGAUGAUCUACCAUUCAAGAUACAUGAUCUAGACAACUUUAAAGAACAACCCUUUUUACAAUAUUUACCACUCUCAUUGGCCCAUGUGCAUACAUUCAUCAUUGAUUGUGGUAGUAAUGAAAGAAACAAUGUCAACUAUUCUAGACCAGGCUCUAUACUAUCAAUCAUCAGCGCAAUGACAUCUUUGGAAAGAGUCAUAUUACAGAUAGUGUUUAUAACACUUGAUGAUCAACCAGAAAAAAAAGACAACCGGUAUGAAAAGAGAAUGCUAGAUUUGGUGGAAUCAAUCAAUAGAUUAGAGCGGGAUGGUAGUCAUGUCAAGAUACAAGCAAAUCUGUUGUUGAUGAUCUAUGAUGGCAAAAACAAACCAUCAAAAGGUAUUUGGAGUGACUUUGACAAAUUUCUGUCUAAUGACAGUGGAGUAGAGGUGACUGAAAUGACCUUUGACCAUUGGAGUGGUUGUCAAGAUCCUUAUGAUUACGUUUUUGAAACAAUAUUCAAUACAGCGGUAUCACUAAAACAAAAGAAUAUAACUAUUGACCUUUCUUGUCAUAGUGAAGGAUCCUUUCCAAUAGGCUUCAAGUUGUUUGAAAACAUUGAUGCCAAUGGUGUAAAUUUGGAAAGAGUCAAUAUCAAAGGUGGACUUGUCAAGAUUAGAGAUAUCAACGUAUUGCUGCAAUCAAAGACAAUUAAAUCAUUGACAAUUGGAUUUCAAUGGCACAAUGAAUAUGACCAACAUACAAAACAGGGAUUUGAUUCAUACACUGGUUAUCCAGAAGACAAAGAAUGGAAACGUCUAAAACAGGAAUCUGCCCAAGCGAUUGAUAUAAACAACCAAUAUUCUGUAUCUCCAUUACUUGAAGAAAUGUCACAACGUCUCCAACACAACAAAACACUAACUUCUCUAACAAUCAAACAUAGUUAUGUACCUAGUUUGGGUGGCAACUGGCAACUUGCCAAAAGAUCGAUUCAUUUGGUAAAAGAUUGUUUUGCAAAUAUAUUAUCAAACAAUCAAACCAGUUUAAAACAUUUAGAAUUUGAAAGAGCAGAUGAUUAUUUAGAUGACAGAUUCUACCAAUCCAUUGCAAAUAAUACUACUUUGGAAUCACUUAAACUUUGCUUUUUAAAAUAUUCUAAAUCCAAAAUUGACACUACCUAUCAAGAAUACCUAAAACAAAUAGUUGUAUCGAUUAGUAAAUCACUUUCAAUCAAUCGAUCACUUCAAUCUUUGGAAAUCGGUGUACCUUUUAGGGACGAUGAUUUAUUUUAUAAAGUAGAUUUAAUGAACCAUUUCAGACUAAUACCCAAUAGAAAUUGUUUAAUCAUGAUGUAUAAACUUAAAGAUAGCAGUUUUGAAUAUCUUCCAAAUUCUUUAAAAAGUCAAGAUUAUUACUCCAUUUAA
Molecule: messenger RNA, 1674 nt
Organism: Cavenderia fasciculata
Lineage: Eukaryota; Evosea; Eumycetozoa; Acytosteliales; Cavenderiaceae
Exons: 1
Coding region: 1-1674 (557 amino acids)
Source: RefSeq, a predicted model, not a curated record